UUGCCGCCGUCGUAUAUCAUGAGUUUUGUAUAAGCAGCCAGCUUGGCUGACUUAGUUCGAAUUCUUUGAUCGUGGUUUUCCAAAGUGUGAGGAGUGCGUGAAGUGAGUUCUUCGUGAUUGAGAGAAUUAUGUGAUUGUGAGUGAAUUUUCGUUGUUCCGAAGUUUUCGUCUUUCCCGCGCCACUAUUUUGGUGGUUGUGAACGGAGAAGAAUCGCAAAAGUUAUUGCAUGUGACUGCCAGUUUUAAAUAACUUUAUCUUAUACAGCCUUAAGUUUCAGGCUAAUAACUGAUUUUUAUUUUUUUGUCCCAAAUUUGGGAUAUUUUUAAGGUUGGAUCAUUCAACUAUGCUUCUAUGUAUUGACAUCUUAUCAUAACCGUUGAUAUCUUCAAGUAGCAAAGAUGCCGCUAAGAACUCCUUAUUACUCGGACUAUAAUCCUACAAGUGAUGAGCACUCAUCUGAUCAACAAUACCUAAUGUCAAGUGGCGCGAGAGGACGGAAUGGUCAUACCGAUCCCAGUUAUUACAGUGGGGACACCAUACCACUUCGACAUAUUUCAAGCAACACUGGUGGAACCGGGGAAAUUUCCAUCACACCGGCCAAGAAACGUAUAGGAACAUUGGAUGUCAUAAACCCUAUGGAACAAGAAACUUUGCUGGACCCUGGUCCGGUGAAGUUAGCGCCUUGUUGGGAAUCUCGACAUGCCCCAACCGAUGAGCUUAACUUUAAAACUACUACACCGAAAGGCGAAUUAGAUGGCAAACCACCUACAGAUAGGUUAAAUCUUGUGUUCUUGAUACUUAUGCUGCAUGGUGUUGGCACACUCAUGCCUUGGAACAUGUUCAUUACAGCAAAGUCAUAUUUUAUAGAUUACAAAUUAAAUGUCAAUGAUACUGACGUGUCCACAGAAGAAUACAGAUCGCAUUUUUUAUCAUAUUUGGGUGUUGCUGCUCAAGUACCGAAUGUCAUAUGUAAUGCUCUAAAUAUUUUUGUUCAGUUUGGAGGAGGAACAUUGACAUUUCGAAUUAUUGGUAGCAUUAUAAUAGAAAUCAUUAUAUUCAUAGUCACAGUUUUCUUAGCAAUGGUGGAUUCUUCAUCUUGGCCUGGUAUUUUCUUUUAUGUCACCAUGACAUCUGUUGUUAUUAUAAACAUGGCUAAUGGAAUAUAUCAAAACAGUAUUUAUGGGCUUGCUGCUAAACUCCCUAUGAAGUAUUCUAUGGCUAUUGUGCUAGGAGCUAAUACAAGUGGAACAUUCACAUCAUUAAUUCUAAUUUUGUCGAUUGCAGCUUCACCGAAUCUAAGAACUGCAGCUAUUUAUUACUUCAUCACUGCUUUAUUUGUACUCCUUGCUUGUGUUGAUACAUACUUUGCAUUGCCCUUAAUUCGCUUCUAUCGAUAUUAUGAUCGAUUAACUGAGAGAGCUAUGAUUGAAAAUCGAGCAAAUACUGGAAGACCACCUUACUGCAAGAUAUUUUGGAAGACAUGGACUCAGUGUUUCAACGUUUUCUUUGUUUUUUUUGUCACACUGACUGUUUUUCCUGCUAUACAUGCUGAUAUAGAGAUGGUGGAUAAGGAUUUCAUUAUACCUGAAAAAUAUUUCACUCCUGUAACUUGUUACUUAUGCUUCAACUUUUUCGCCAUGAUGGGAAGUUUGGUUCCAAACUGGAUAAAAUGGCCUGGACCCAGAUUUUUAUGGAUACCAAUUGUUUUGCGAAUAUUUAUGAUACCAUACUUCAUGUUAUGUAAUUACAAGCCUGAUAAAAGACAAAUCCCAGUUUUAAUAGAUAAUGAUUGGGCUUACUUCGGAAUGGCUGUUGCUUUUGGAUUUACUAGUGGCUAUUACAGUAGCUUAGCUAUGAUGUAUGCUCCAGGGUGUGUUGAAAAAGAACAUGCUCCAAUCGCAGGAAUGAUGGCUGCAUUGUUUUUAGUUCUUGGUAUAGUCUGUGGUGUAAAUUUUACUUUCUUUGUAUCCUGGCUGGUUGAAACAAAGCUAUUUUGAUUUCUUUUUAUAUCGGAUGGGAAAAUUUGAUCUGAGUAAAAUGAAGUUUCCUAGAAGAAAUAAAACUUGAAAAUAUCUUUCAUCUUCAUUAAACUUCCAGUGUUUCAUAAUAUGUUGUAAAUAAAAACAACAUCCAAAAUACAAGAGUUUGUGACAUUUCCUUUGUACAGACUGUUUACAUAAUCUCUAGCGGACUUUGUUACGAGUUGUACUUUUUACAGCUGACAGAAGUUGCAUUUGUUAUACAUGUCAUGUAUAGUUUAUUGCUGUUUUCUAUUGUAAACCGUACAUUUCUAAUGCCCAGUGGAUAGAAGAUAAUUGUUAAUUCUUUUUGUGUGUGUAUGUAAAUAUAUUUCAUUUGUACUUAACAACAAAAAAGCUCUCCCUCUCAUGUUUUGAUAUAUCUUGUAUCUUUUCCCCCAUAGGUUUGUUUGAAAUGUUUCAGUAUUUGUUAACCGUCCUUGAUUGUAUAAUUGUCUUUUAUACUAUUUGAUCAAAACAUUGAAACUUUGAAUUAUUAUUUAUAUUCGUAAUGCAAUGCAUUGUGUAGCUACGAAUGCUAAUGAUAAUGUGCGAUUAUGAAUUACAAUGCCAAAAUUUGAAAAUAUUGCAACUGUUUUUUACUUUACCUUGACACCAUUGAAAGAUGGUACUAGUUAUAGUUAACGAUUUAUUUAUUCUACCAUUUUUUAGAAUUUUACUGUUAUAUGCACUCUUGAAAAGGCAAAUUUUUUUUUUACUGAAAACCAAGCUUGGAUGCUAACAAUUUUUCAGGUGAUACUGUAAUUUAAAACUUUGAAUACUAUUCGAUAGUGUGCACUUACUAUGUUACUUGAAAAAACUUUUAAAACGGCUUUAAUACAAACUUUUGUAGCAGAAUAAGUUGAUUUUAAUAGUAAUAAAUAUUUUGAAAUUAACAAUGGUUAAAGGGUAGUUUAAAAUUUGAUUCUUUUUUAAUGUUGAUUGAUGUCUGAUAUCACAAAGCAAUUGUUGUAAAAUUUGAAUACACAAUUUAUAAUUUAGAUCUGUGGCAUUGCAUUCUAAAUGUUAUGCAUAUCAAGAUGUUGUAAUAGAUUCUUUGUCUUUUUGAUAAUUAUUUAUAAUAAAUGUUUAUGUAAAAGUGUAAAAACAUUCAUAGUUCAAUAACUUUGGCUGUUUAGUUGGAAAUAGAACUAGUCUCAUUGCAGCAUUUUGGAAUCCUGUUUCAAACUUUGUAUUUGUAACUCAUGUUCAUGGAAAUAAAAAUAAAUUUCGU
Messenger RNA from Argiope bruennichi, 3253 nucleotides. RefSeq names its product equilibrative nucleoside transporter 3-like (gene Ent2). Gene Ontology annotation, molecular function: nucleoside transmembrane transporter activity. Gene Ontology annotation, cellular component: plasma membrane. The record is from RefSeq and is a predicted model, not a curated record. NCBI's taxonomy places the organism in Eukaryota, Metazoa, Arthropoda, Arachnida, Araneae, Araneidae. The transcript is spliced from 15 exons. Gene Ontology annotation, biological process: nucleoside transmembrane transport. Bases 400 to 1998 code for a protein of 532 amino acids.